GUGGCGGUAAUUCCUGGAGCUGCUUAGCACCAUAGUGCCAUGGAGUUUCCAGACCUGGGGGAACACUGCUCAGAGAAGUCCUGCAAGCGCUUGGAUUUUCUUCCUAUGAAAUGUGAUGCCUGUGAAGAAAUCUUCUGUAAAGACCACAUCACUUAUGCAAAUCACAAGUGCACUUCAUCCUAUAAAAAGGAUGUUCAGGUACCAGUCUGCCCCCUGUGCAAUACCCCAAUUCCAAUCAAAAGAGGAGAAAUGCCAGACAUUAAGGUCGGGGAGCACAUCGACAGAGACUGCCAGUCAGACCCCGCGCAGAGGAAGAGGAAGAUCUUUACAAAUAAGUGUUCCAAGGGUGGUUGCAAGCAGAAAGAAAUGAUCAGAGUGACGUGUGACCAGUGCCACCUGAACUUCUGCUUGAAGCACCGACAUCCUCUGGAUCAUGACUGCAAGACGGGCAGCCGCCCCAUCUCCAAAGCUGGGUAA
This is a messenger RNA of Megalops cyprinoides (Indo-Pacific tarpon), 477 nucleotides long. RefSeq names its product AN1-type zinc finger protein 2A-like. Gene Ontology annotation, cellular component: cytoplasm; endoplasmic reticulum. Gene Ontology annotation, biological process: protein targeting to ER; proteasome-mediated ubiquitin-dependent protein catabolic process. The coding region runs from base 40 to 477 and encodes 145 amino acids. Gene Ontology annotation, molecular function: zinc ion binding. The record is from RefSeq and is a predicted model, not a curated record. Lineage: Eukaryota; Metazoa; Chordata; Actinopteri; Elopiformes; Megalopidae. The transcript is spliced from 4 exons.